Colossoma macropomum (tambaqui) is the source of this 3562-nucleotide messenger RNA. It is a transcript of the gene stat2, whose product is annotated as signal transducer and activator of transcription 2. The record is from RefSeq and is a predicted model, not a curated record. Gene Ontology annotation, biological process: regulation of cell population proliferation; cell surface receptor signaling pathway via JAK-STAT; response to peptide hormone. Gene Ontology annotation, molecular function: DNA-binding transcription factor activity, RNA polymerase II-specific; RNA polymerase II cis-regulatory region sequence-specific DNA binding. NCBI's taxonomy places the organism in Eukaryota, Metazoa, Chordata, Actinopteri, Characiformes, Serrasalmidae.
GCUAGCAGUUUCUCGGCGUGUGGAGGAGUGUUGAGAGAAGAGCGUUCAGAUGCGAGUGCAGGCCGCCGAGGGCUAUUUGUUUAUCUUCCAUGCAUAAACACCAAUAUGGUGGUCGAUCUUGAUUAGCUGAUUUGGAUUUUCAUAGUUCACAUGAGCGGACUGUAGUGUCCGUGCAGUGUCUGCAGGUGUUUUGGUCAGUUAAGAUUUGUUACGAGCUACCAGCUAACGUUCUUCGCUGUCUCAGGUCUCAGAAUGUCGCAGUGGGAGUGCUUGAAGCAGCUCGACUCGGUAUGUUUGCAGAGGGUGGAUGAGCUGUAUUGCAGAGAAGAACUUCCCAUGGCGGUGAGAGACUAUCUGGCUCAGUGGAUAGAGGACCAAGACUGGGAAGGUGCAUCACGGGACACGUCCAGGGCAGUAGUCCUGUUCCAGGUUUUGCUGGAGAAUCUAGACAAUCAGUAUAGCCGUUUCGUCCAGGAGAGGUCCUUUCUCAUGCAGCGCAACUUCAGACGCUUCAAACAGAACUUUCAGAGGUACCAAGAAGAUCCAUGCACAUUGGCUGAAAUCAUCAACUGGUUCCUGACCAGUGAGAGAGAGAUUCUACAGGCUGCAGAGCUAGCACAAAAAGUGCAGAUGUUGCAGGUUCAGCAGAAUUCUAUGGAGUCGGAGAAUCAGAGACACAUAGAGAAGAAUGUCAGGGAGUUUAAGAACAAAGUUCAGGUAAUGGAGCAUUCAUUGAGAUGCCUGGAGGAGCAACAAGAUGAGUUUGACUUCAAAUAUCAGACACACAGAAUGGAUGGUACAACAGAUGAAGCAGAGAAAAAUGAGCAGAUAAAAGGGCUGCAAGUGAUGCUCAACAUGCUCAAUGUCUCCAGAACGACAUUUCUCACCGAGAUGUCAUCUCUGUUGGAUUCUACUGCAUCACUCCUGGCUUUGCUUAUAGAGGAGCUUGAUGAGUGGAAGCGCAGGCAGCAAGUGUCAUGUAUUGGUGCUCCUGAAGACAUAAAUCUAGAACCCCUGGAGAAAUGGUUCACGCAGGUAGGAGAGGGGAUGUUUCAACUGCGCAAGUUCCUGGAAAAGCUGCAAGAGCUGCAUGAUAAGAUGACAUAUGAAGCAGAUCCCAUCAAAGACCAAAAACCCAGCCUGCAGGUGCAAGUGGAUGCUCUGUUAACCGCCCUACUGAAGAGUGCUUUCAUCGUGGAAACGCAGCCGUCUAUGCCCCAGGGUCGAGGCCCUCUAGUGCUGCGUACAAAUGUUCAGUUCUCAGUCAAAACCAGAUUGCUGUUUAAGGUGCCUGAACUCAACCAUGCUAUGAAAGUGACCGUGUCAAUUGACAAGGAUCCUCCAAAAGUGAAAUGGUAUCGCAAGUUCAAUGUUCUGGGAACGUCUAGUAAGGCCCUGAAUAUGGCUGAGAGCAUGAAUGGUGGUAUGGUGGCAGACUUCAGACAUUUGACUCUGAAAGAGCAGAAGGCUGGAGCAGGAGGAAAGGGGAUCAAUGAUCUGUCUUUGAGUGUGACUGAGGAACUCCACAGUAUACACUGUGAGACACAGUUUGACCUGCAUGGCCUCUCUGUCACUCUGGAGGCCUCCUCUCUCCCUGUAGUAGUGAUCUCUAAUUCCAGCCAGCAGCAGAGUGCAUGGGCAUCUGUUCUUUGGUUCAACACACUCUGCACUGACCCCAAGAACCUGAUGUUCUUUGCGAGCUCUCCUGUAGCAACCUGGAGUCAGCUUGGACAGAUGCUGAGCUGGCAGUUUCUGUCAUGUGGUAAACGUGGUCUGGAUGAAGAGCAGCUGGAGACUCUCGCUCAGAAACUCUUUGAUAAACAACGGAAUUAUGACAAUUGUAAAAUAUCCUGGACCAAGUUCAGCAAGGAGAACGUCAGUGGCACAAGUUUCACCCUCUGGGUGUGGCUGGAUGGAAUUCUAAACUUGGUCAAAAUGUACCUUGCAGAUUUGUGGCAUGAUGGGUCUGUCAUGGGUUUUGUAAGUAAGGGAAAGGAGAAGGUCUUGUUGAAGAAGAAACAGAGUGGGACUUUUCUCCUGCGUUUCAGUGAGAGCUGCAGAGAUGGUGGGAUUACGUUCAGCUGGGUGGAGUACUCCAACAUUGGUGAACCCAACGUGCGGACAGUGCAGCCGUUCACCAGCACGGACCUGAAGCAGAUCCCCCUCGCAGAAAUCCUGCGCAACUUUCAGAUCAUGGAGGCAGACAAUGCUCCAAUAUACCCACUUCAGUUCCUCUAUCCAAAUACCCCCAAAGACCAGGCAUUUGGAAAAUACUACAAUGAGAAGACUGGAGAGGAGAGUCCGUACAUUAAAUACAUUAAAACCAAGCUGGUCUUCGUUUCAAAAGAGAAUGGGUGUGCAAACGUGGCUGAGGGGCCAGUGCCUGACCUGUGCAUGCAGCACAAUGACCCUUCUUCUGAACUAAAUCAAGACGUCAUGCUGCAAGGGCCAGAGAACUCACCCAUGUACAACUGCACAAGUGACCCUAUUUUACCCAACGGGGAUCUGGAGAGUCCUUUAAUUUGUCUACCAGAAGAAUUUUCAGAUGCACUCAAGUGUGCUCAGAGUUUACACGACUUACCUGAAGGUCCUCUGAGGAGUGUCCCCAGUGAUGAAUCCCUUCUGGGAAUCAUUCCAGAGGCAUUUUCUCCUGAUGCUGAUAUACCUACGCUGCAAGAGGUUCUUAAUGAUCCUAACAUCAUGGAAGGGUUAAUUACUCCUCUGGAUCAUUCCUUCCAAGAGCUGGCUUAUCCUGUGAGCAUCCCUUUGAGCCCCUGAGCUUCAAUUUUCUAAUGCUUUUAAUGCACUCAGACUGGAAAGCUGCAUUCACAUUUCCAAAACUGAUCAGUAAUAUAAAAACCUACAUUCCAUAAUCAUGUAUCAAGAUAGCUCAUUAGCACAGGAGGACUAUGAUCCUCUAUGUCAGUGUUUCUUAGUCCUGGUCCUGGAGUACCUUUGCACUAGUAUUUUUUUGUUUGUUUUCCCUGCUCACAGCACAGCUGACUCAAUUCGUCAGCUCAGGGAUUAAAUUGGAACGUGGGAGGUGGUGUCCUGAGUAUGUUAAAGUUAGUAGUUAGUAUCCAUCUUGACACUCAGGUGCCUUUUUCUAAAAUCUUGCUUCAUCAAAGUCACUAAAAAUCUUACCACUGAACUGGCUACCUUCUCAGUUAUUGUCUAACGUGCUGCCUGGUGCCUAAACUUGUCAUCAACAGCGUGCCUGUCUGAAAUACUUGUCCUUAUGUAGAUGUAAUCUACACCAAUCAAACCCAUUUUUUAUUGAAAUGUUUUGGACAAAGACACGUUAGUAAGAAACGCUAGCAUAUAAAGAUUUAGCAUAUCAGAUUCCGGCAAAUCUUGGAUGGGUUGCAAACCUGCUAUACACAUACGUAACGAGGUAGCUAGCACAAUUAGCUGAGUUAAAGCAGUAUUAGGUAGUUGUUGUGUUUUUUUGUUGUUUUUUUUUAAAUUAAAGGAAGUAGCCUUAUUGAAUCAGAAAAAAACCCCCACUAAAAUAUAAAAUAUGGUGAGCUUGCACUGCUACAAGUUGACCUGUAAAGCCUAA